CCUACUCUUACCAAUGCUCCUCCUACCUCUGGCAGCCUCAAUCAGCACUUUCAGGCCUCUGUUCUCUUGAACAAUCAUUUUUGCAUGCUCAUGGGCAUGGCCAAAGGGCACUCGGAUGUCAUCAUCGAAAGUCAUGACCCGCAAGGCCCAGCAGGCCUCCCUGACCACAUCGGCGUGCUGGCCAUGCUGUGUGAUAGCAGCGAUUAGCAGGGGCAACACUCCGGCUUUCACCAGACUCUGUCGAUUCUGUUCAUGUUUCAGGCAGGCAUGGCGCACACAGCGGAUCCCACAAGAGGACAUCAUGCGUGGGCUCCUGGAGACUGUCCACAGACGCUUUCGGUGCUGCCUUCACAAUGCUGCUCAGAUCAACCCCUGCAGAGGGAAGAUGGGGCUGCUGAAGACAAGUCCCUCAGGCUGGGUCUAGUAACGCAGCCCAAACUGGUAUGGAAUCGUCCUUCUUCCCGGUUCUCGAGCUCAUCACAACGCCUGUUCUUGCUGUUUUGUUUGGUCGUUUUUAUUGUGAAAGACAGUGUGUCUACGUAGCCGAGGCAGGUCUCGAACUCACAGCAGUCCUUCUGCCUCUGUCUCCCUUAGAGCAGCAUGACAGAUGCAGCAAUCACGCUUGCUCCAUCAACAUUAUAUCCACAUCAGGACCUGCGUCCCCCGAACCAGAGGACACGUCCUGUCCUCCUUGCUCCACUGCCUAGAAUGCAACUGGACACGCAGCAGGUGCCCAGCACACAGCAGUAGCACGAGAAUAAAAUGAAUGAAAAGAACGUGAACCCGAGAAGCGAGACAUUUCGUUCCCAAGAAUCUCUAGUACAAUCCUCUCCUUCCACCACCAGCCCGACCCCGGGACGCCCACUCCCCUCUGCGCCCACCGCAGGACUACCCGGCAGGCGUUCCUCACCGGGUCUACGCAGCCACGUGGGGGUGAAAGGGUGGGGCUCGCGGGUGUCGCCCAAGGCUCCGACUUUGGCUCCUUCCGGCCACCGUAGGCGCGCAAGCUCCCUCAGCCAAGGAGCUCCCUUCGGGGCAACAAGGGCGACCGCGAGCACAGGUAAAGGGAAGGGAACCACAGAGUACGCGUGGGUCUGAUGCCCUCGCCGCCUUUUCCGCACUGCUUCUAGUUAUCGCUUCCCCUCAAAAGAGAUAGUUUUCACCUCGGUAGAAUCUGCCCUGAGAAGCGAGCAGCGCGCGUGCGCGAGAGAGCCAAGAUGGCUGCUGUCAACGCUUGCGCAUAAGGGCCUAAGGCGGUGGCGGCCGGCGCUUGCGCACCAAGGCGAGGAGGCGGUUGCGCAGGCGCAACUCGGCGCUGCGGAAUCCGUUGGCUCAUUUGCAUCUCCCCGCCUCGCGAGGCGGCAGGAGAGAGAAACAUGGCAGCAAGGCGGAUGGCACAGGAAUCACUGGACACAGUGUUACAGGAGAAAUCUAAACGGUAUGGGAAUUCUGAGGCUGUUGGUGAAGCUCUCCAAGUUAAAGCUCAAGAUCUCAUAAGGACAGGCUCAAGAGCCAGAGCAGAUGUCUAUGAGGACCUUCACAGUGACAGUAGGUUCUCUGCCAGUGGAUCUGGAGUGUACUCAUUAGACUUGGGGAGAGAGGGCAUGAGAGGUGACAUGUUUGCGGGACCCUCCUUCAGAUCCAGCAACCAGUCCGUCGGCGAGGACAGCUAUCUUCGCAAAGAAUGUGGUCGGGAUCUGGAAGUGGCCCACACUGACUCCCGAGACCAAAGUUUUAGCCACCGGAAACUGGGACAUUUUCCUUCUCAGGACUGGAAGCUUGCACUCCGUGGCUCUUGGGAGCAAGACUUGGGCCACCCAGUUUCCCAAGAAUCCUCCUGGUCACAGGAGUAUGGUUUUGGGUCUUCAGUGUUGGGGGACUUAGCCUCCUCCAGGCGGUUGGAGAAGGAGAGUCGGGAUUAUGACCUGGACCAUCGUGGGGAGGUGGACUCUGUGUCUAGAGGCAGUGGGCAAGUCCUGGCCAGAGGCCGGUCUCUAAACAUGGCUGACCAGGAAGUCACUCUUCUAGGAAAGGGGGACACUCAAGGCCUGCUUGCAGCAAAGGGUGUUGAAAAGCUUAUUACGCUGAAAAGCAUGACCACGAAGAAAAUGCCUGUUGUCAGUCGUCUUACUUCCAAACUUCAGGGCACUAACCAAAUCCAGAAAGCCACCUCAAGUCCUGAUGUGACCCUUGGAACAAAUCCAGGGCUGGAUGAAAUCCAGUUCGCUGCUCUGAAGAUCCCCUUGGGCCUGGACCUGAGGACCCUCAGCUUCCCCAGAAGGAAGCUGGGCUUUGAUGCUGUGGACAAGACAGAUGUGUUCUCAAGGUUUGGCAUAGAGAUCAUCAAGUGGGCGGGGUUCCACACCAUCAAGGAUGACCUCAAGUUCUCCCAGCUCUUCCAGACUCUCUUUGAAUUGGAAACUGAGACCUGUGCCAAGAUGCUGGCCUCCUUCAAAUGCUCCUUGAAACCAGAACACAGAGAUUUCUGCUUUUUUACUAUCAAGUUUUUAAAGCACUCUGCUCUGAAGACACCCCGAGUUGAUAAUGAGUUUUUAAACAUGCUUUUAGACAAAGGUGCUGUGAAGACCAAAAACUGCUUCUUCGAGAUCAUCAAGCCCUUCGACAAGUACAUCAUGCGGCUCCAGGACAGGCUGCUGAAGGGCGUCACACCCUUGCUCAUGGCCUGUAAUGCCUACGAGCUCAACAUCAAGAUGAAGACCCUCACGAGCCCACUGGACCUGGCUGUGGCCCUGGAGACCACCAACUCUCUGUGUAGGAAGUCCCUGGCACUCUUAGGCCAGACCUUCUCCUUGGCCUCCUCCUUCAGGCAGGAGAAGAUCUUAGAAGCUGUGGGCCUCCAGGACAUUGCUCCAUCUCCUGCUUCCUUCCCAAACUUUGAGGACUCCACUUUGUUUGGAAGGGAGUACAUAGACCAUCUGAAGGCCUGGCUCAUGGCCAGUGGAUAUCCUCUCCAGGUUAAGAAGGCUGUACCCGUAGAGCCCCGAGAACAGAAAACCACAUCUCAGCCCUGGGCUGCAAGCACUCUGAGCCAAGCAGUCCCCCAGCGGGCGGAUCACAGGGUGGUGGACACCAUUGACCAGCUUGUCAUGCGUGUUAUCCAAGGCAGGCUGUCACCCAGGGAGAGAACACUACUUCUGCAGGACCCUGCUUACUGGUUUCUGUCUGAUGAGAACAGCCUGGAAUAUAAGUACUACAAAUUGAAGUUGGCAGAGUCACAGCGACUGAACCACAGCUGGCCCAUCAUGGAACGGAGGCCAACACCAGCACAGUGCGCAGUGCGUGCUAUGCUGUAUGCACAAGCUGUGCGAAGUCUCAAGCGUAGACUCCUCCCGUGGCAGCGCAGGCGGCUGCUUCGCUCUCAGGGUCCUCGAGGCCUGAAGGCCAAGAAAGCUACCACUGCCCAGCACACAUCCCUGUCCUCAGGCACUCAGCAGAGGCACCGUGGCCGCCAGACUGCAGCAGGCUCCUUACAGGUAAAGCCACCACCACGGGACUCAAGUGAUGCUGCCCAGGACUGCCUACCAGAACCUGCCAAACCCCAUCCUCAGCCCUCCUGCCCUGGAGCCUUGGGCCCAUCUCCUCGGCCAACAGCAGGGGAUGACUCGGGAGCCCUGCCGUCCUCUUCUCCCUGCCCCUCUGCUGAUGUGGAUCCAAAGACCAUGGAGACUGCUGAGAAGUUGGCCAGAUUUGUGGCUCAGGUGGGCCCUGAGAUUGAGCAGUUCAGCAUAGAGAACAGCACCGACAACCCUGACCUGUGGUUCCUGCACGACCAGAGCAGCUCAGCCUUCAAGUUCUACCGGGAGAAGGUGCUGGAACUGUGCCCAUCCAUUUCCUUCCAGUCUACUGGUGAGGCGGGGAACUCAGUGCAGAGCCCCACAACUCGAAAGGAGGGUGAGGGUGAACCGGAAGAGGGGCGUUCCCAGCAGGAGGCUACACUGGAGGGCCCUGAGGUGCUGCCUGAGGAGGAGGAAGAGGACGAGGAGGAUGAGGGCGGAGAGGAGGCCUGUACCCUCAGACCACAGGCAAGAACUGCCAAGUGUCCAGGCUCCGAGGGCAGCUCCCCCACUGACAGCAUUCCUGGAGAGGGGUCUAGGGAAGACCAGGCCAGCACCCCUGGCCUGUCACAGGCCUCCUCCGGCAGCUGCUUCCCCAGGAAGAGAAUCAGCAGCAAGUCACUGAAAGUCGGCAUGAUUCCUGCCCCCAAGAGGGUGUGUCUCAUCCAGGAGUCAAAGGUCCAUGAACCAGUUCGAAUCGCCUACGACAGGCCUCGGGGUCGUCCCAUAGCCAAAAAGAAGAAACCCAAGGACCUGGAGUUUGCCCAGCAGAAGCUGACAGACAAGAACCUGGGCUUCCAGAUGCUGCAGAAGAUGGGCUGGAAGGAAGGCCAUGGCCUGGGCUCCCUUGGGAAGGGCAUCCGUGAGCCCGUCAGCAUGGGUACUCUCUCAGAAGGAGAGGGCCUGGGGGCUGACGGGCCGAAGCAGAAAGAAGACACGUUUGACGUCUUCCGCCAACGCAUGAUGCAGAUGUACAGACACAAGCGAGCCAGCAAAUAGAUCAGAGCCACUGGCGACAGAGAUAAGCCUCGAAGCAGCCUUGCCCUUCCUGUACCCUGCCCCGGACGCCUGCAGCCUAAGCCUCGUUCCAGGGUCACUUCCACAAGGGCCAUGGAUUCCAAAAGCUGUGCUGGCCUGGCUUGCCGUGGCUCUGGCAUGCUCCUGUUCCUGGAAGUACUUGGUGAAGGUUGGUUCUGGUCCCUGGUAAAACGCAAAAGAACGCUGAUGAUGUUACACUUGGACGUUGUUGUGUUUGUGAGGAUCUAAGAUGUCAUGGUGUUGUCAUGUCAAGUGCUCAGAAUAAAUGAGGAGCAGACCCAC
This is a messenger RNA of Arvicola amphibius (Eurasian water vole), 4895 nucleotides long. It is a transcript of the gene Sugp2, whose product is annotated as SURP and G-patch domain containing 2. Gene Ontology annotation, cellular component: nucleoplasm. Gene Ontology annotation, biological process: RNA processing. The record is from RefSeq and is a predicted model, not a curated record. Gene Ontology annotation, molecular function: RNA binding. NCBI's taxonomy places the organism in Eukaryota, Metazoa, Chordata, Mammalia, Rodentia, Cricetidae. Bases 1377 to 4574 code for a protein of 1065 amino acids. The transcript is spliced from 14 exons.